AUGGACAGUUUGGUGUUUGAAGUGAAUGGCGGAAAGUCCUAUGAAAUAUCAAAAAUCUUCAAUCUUUUGAAAAAUUUAUUUGAGGAUACGUAUUACCUUGCGUGGGUACAAACAGUUUACUUGAACAUGUUGCAGGAUUUCAUGGGUGGAUCUCAUGAUGGCAUGGUGACUCUAGAGAACAGAGUGCGGGGUCUUGAGCAAGUUGUUGAAGACAUGGCACGUCAUCUGUCAAUAGCAGCCAAUAAUCGGAGAGGUGGUAAUUAUAUGAUGGGGUUUGAGGAAUCUGGUAGACAAUUAGGCAAGUACAAUGGCUKCUCGGACUAUCCGAAUGCAAAAUUAGGGAGGAAUGAUGAUGGGGUCUCUUACAUGGGUUCAAGUAUGAGGGGUAGAGGAUCUUCGUGGAGAUCAGAUGUGCCAGAAAGUUGGGAYUACCAUGCAUAUGGCAGAAAUUCACAAAUGGGUUUGAGGAGAGCAGCUAUGGAUGGUAGGUCGCCUAAAUCAGAUAAUGGAAGUGAACAGGUGAACAGGAGAGGUUGGGGGGAUAAAGGGGGUGGGCCAGCUAGGUUCGGGGAGGGGCCUUCUGCAAGAAGUGUUUGGCAAGCUUCAAAGGAUGAAGCCACGUUGGAAGCCAUUCGGGUGGCCGGUGAAGACAACGGACCUAUCCAAACUGCUCGAGUGGCUGUUCCUGAAAUGACGGCCGAAACAAUGGGAGAUGACAGUCUUGUGCAGGAUCAUGACCCAGUUUGGACAGCUUGGACUAAUGCAAUGGAUGCACUUCAUGUGGGUGACAUUGAUACGACAUUUGCUGAAGUUUUGUCUACUGGGGAUGAUCUUUUGCUUGUGAAGCUGAUGGACAGAACAGGGCCUGUAGUUGAUCAGCUCUCCAGUGAGGUAGGAACUGAAGUUCUGCAUGCUGUUGCCCAAUUUCUUCCAGACCCCAACUUGUUCGACAUCUGCUUGUCUUGGCUUCAACAG
This is a messenger RNA of Cynara cardunculus var. scolymus (artichoke), 975 nucleotides long. RefSeq names its product microtubule-associated protein TORTIFOLIA1-like. NCBI's taxonomy places the organism in Eukaryota, Viridiplantae, Streptophyta, Magnoliopsida, Asterales, Asteraceae. Gene Ontology annotation, cellular component: cortical microtubule, transverse to long axis. Gene Ontology annotation, biological process: circumnutation; multicellular organism development; unidimensional cell growth. The transcript is spliced from 3 exons. The record is from RefSeq and is a predicted model, not a curated record. Gene Ontology annotation, molecular function: microtubule binding. The annotation marks the transcript as partial.